AUCGGGUUGCGGAAGAAAAUCGGAAGUGACGCAACCUCUCCGGUCUCGAACCAUGCUUGAAUGGAGGUGACCUUAGUUCCAGUGAAAUUGUUGAAGUGAGGAGAGUCUCUGGUCGGUCUGAGCGCAGUGAAACCUCCUCGGUCCGGUUCGGUUUAAUGCUCGGUCCGUCCUGAGGCUCUCUGAGGUUCCGGGACGCUGAGAGGAAGCAGAGAUGGCGGAAGCUCACCAGACACGCGUGCAGGCGGCGGUGGAAGAAAUGGUCCAAAGCCUGGAGAAGGAGCACAUCCGCAAAAUGCAGGGUCGCAUGUUCAAGUGCAGCGCCGACUGCUGCGAACGCUCCACAGACUCCAUGUCUCAGGUGCAUCAGUGCAUCGAAAGGUGUCACACUCCUCUGGCCCAGGCUCAGGGUCUGGUCACGUCAGAGCUGGAGAAGUUUCAGGACCGUUUGACCAGAUGCACGAUGCACUGCAACGACAAAGCGAAAGAUCUUUUCGACUCCGGCGCCAAAGAACCAGCCGUUCGAUCCCUGAUGGAGCGCUGCGUGGGCAGCUGUGUGGACGACCACGUUAGCCUGAUCCCCAGCAUGACCCGGAGACUCAAAGAGAACCUGGACUCUAUACAGCAGUGAGGAGCAGGACGGGCGGCUUGUAGUCCGUCUUUAUCUUAGAAUGGGCUCAUUAGACACAGUUACAGCAGAGCAGGGUUAGUCGACUGAGGAGGGCAGGAAGAGGAGAAAAAGUAGGGAGAGUGAAGUUUAAAGAGCCCCAAAACUGUGAGAUUUGUUAUUGAAGCUGUUGGUGUAUCUGUAAGAUGGUGUCACGUUAUCAUAUGUGAAAAGAUAUUAGCUCAGUAAGUGUAUUCUGAUAUACAGAGCUACACAAUUCACAUGAAGGUUUUUAUAUUCAGAUCUCCUCAGUGGUAUUAAUCGGUAAAGUUCCUCAUCUCAUCCCUCUUUUUUUGUCAUUUUACUGUAAGUAAUUCAGAUGUGUUUAUAUCUAGAUUAAACGAAUGGAAACUUGUUUUUGAUUGCAUUAGUCUGGUAAUAAACAGCUCUGUAUGCAGAUAAGUGAACAAAGCAACGACAA
Messenger RNA from Acanthochromis polyacanthus (spiny chromis), 1085 nucleotides. It is a transcript of the gene timcc, whose product is annotated as family with sequence similarity 136 member A. The record is from RefSeq and is a predicted model, not a curated record. The transcript has 3 exons. Gene Ontology annotation, cellular component: cytoplasm. Lineage: Eukaryota; Metazoa; Chordata; Actinopteri; Pomacentridae. The coding region runs from base 212 to 628 and encodes 138 amino acids.